GUGACAGGCGAGGCGGCCCUGGCCAGCGCCGCGCAGCCCAAGCUGGGGAGCUGGAAGCCUGGGCGCAGAGCGCAGCUGCUCCGAGUAAGGCGAGGGAGGGCUCACAGCGGCUGCUCCGCAGCGGGACUCGCACACAGACGCGCAUCCUCUUCCUGAGCAGCACCCCCGCUCUCCCCCCGGCAGCACCAGCGCAAGGGGGGCUUGGAGCGAGACAAAGCAAAGAUGGCAGGGAUCCUAGCCUGGUUCUGGAACGAGCGGUUCUGGCUGCCGCACAAUGUCACCUGGGCCGAUCUGAAGAACACGGAGGAAGCCUCCUUCCCCCAGGCUGAGGAUCUGUACCUCGCCUUCCCCCUGGCCUUCUGCAUCUUCAUGAUCCGGCUGGUCUUCGAAAGGUUUAUAGCUAAACCCUGUGCCUUAGGUCUUAAAGUCCAGGCGAAUGGACCACAGAAAGCCCAACCUAAUGCUAUUCUGGAAAAAGUUUUCACUGCAAUUACAAAGCAUCCAGAUGAGAAGAGACUGGAAGGCCUCUCCAAGCAGCUGGACUGGGAUGUACGCAGUAUUCAGCGUUGGUUUCGACAAAGACGCAACCAGGAAAAGCCCAGCACUCUUACAAAGUUCUGUGAAAGCAUGUGGAGAUUUACAUUUUACCUUUAUAUAUUUACCUAUGGAGUCCGGUUCUUGAAAAAGACUCCCUGGCUCUGGAACACAAGGCAGUGCUGGAAUGGAUAUCCGUAUCAGCCACUGAUGCCUGACCUUCAUUACUACUACAUAGUCGAGUUGUCAUUCUAUUGGUCCUUAAUGUUUUCUCAGUUCACUGACAUCAAAAGAAAGGAUUUCAGCAUCAUGUUUACGCAUCACAUUGUAACAGUCAUUUUGAUAUCCUUUUCAUAUGUAACCAAUUUGACACGAGUGGGAGCCCUGACCUUGUGUCUUCAUGAUUCAGCUGACAUUUUGCUGGAGGCUGCCAAAAUGGCAAACUAUUGCAAGUGUCAAAAACUGAGUGACCUCCUGUUCCUUAUGUUUGCCAUUGUCUUCAUCAUCAGUAGGCUUGGCAUAUAUCCUUUGUGGAUAUUAAACACAAUGCUGUUUGAACUGUAUGAAGCUCUGGGCAAUUUUCCUGCCAUGUGGUUCUUUAACAUAUUGCUCAUAGUACUUCAAGUCCUGCACUGUUUUUGGUCUUAUCUAAUCAUAAAAGCAGCGUAUAAAGCUAUCUCCAGAGGCAAGGCUGGAAAGUGGAACCCUUUGCAUGUAGCAAAGGAUGACCGAAGUGAUGUUGAAUCCAGUUCGGAUGAGGAUGAUUCAGUACCUCGUUCAAAUAAUCCACACAACACUACCACCACAAAUGGGACCAGUGGUGCUAACGGGACAAAUGGAUAUCUUACUGGUAGCACUUGUUCAGAGGACCAUUAAUCCUUGAGCUAACUCAUGAAACAUGAACACAGUGAACUCUUUACUACUAGAAGUAAAUAAUAAGUUGUGAAUGCAGUUUCUUCAUAUAUCUCAGCAUCAGAAAAAAAAAUUAGAAGUAUCAAAUCAUACUGAUAGUGCACUGCCAUAUUUCCUGUUUGUGAACAAAGAGACACACCAUUCUGUAUAUGUAGGCAUGCUAUACCUGUAUGUAAUUGACUCAAUGGGAGCAGUAUUUUUAUUUGUACUGUCUUAGAAUAUUAUUUAUUUUGAAUAUGUUUGGGGACUUAUGGACAAAAGGGAAUGUCCUUACUCUUUUGCUCUUUAGAUUCUCAGUAGUGGAGACCGACACGCUAAGAUCUCUUCGGUCCAUUCCUGUUGCCCAGUCUUCUAUAAGUAGUAGUCUGCUUGAUUUGUCACUUACAGUAAGCUAUAACAUGGCUUUACAGAUUCUAGCUCCGCUCCAGAGAGUUUUGCUAUCUUUGUGUUUUAAACUGCUAGUUUUGAAAUCAUCUCUGAAAUCACAGUGGCCAUUUCCCCAAUGUAAAGUUUUAAAUGAUGGUUUAAUAUUUUAAAUAGUGUCUAAUGUGGUCAAUUAUCAGUUCAGACAAAUCUGUAGUUAUUGUAGGGUAUUACUUUAGCAUUGUUUUCAACCUAAUUGGUGGUUAAUUGCAUUAGAAUAGACUUGAUUACUUGUUCAAAUACACAAGAUACCUUUCUGUCAACAGCAAUGAUAAACUCGUACUUGAAGUUUAGUUCUGCUUUGCAAGAUUUAACUCUACAGACUUCAGUUUCUUGCACAAAUUUCAUGCCAAGAGAUGAUCCAGUGUCAGAAGAGAGAGGUUUGCUGAUGUCCGCUGUUGUAAAUCCAGAAUUCAUUCUUGAAUUUGAGGAUUUGUUCCUUUGAGCUGGAAAGGAUGAGAGCAGUAGCACAAUGACAAAACAGCAGCUGAACGUUCAUUGCUUCGACUGACAGGAUUCAGUGGAGAUCUUGUUCUUAUCAUUCCAGAUUUUUUGUCAUUCAGAAGUGGGGAGACCGCAGAAUGUUCUGCACUACCAGACCCAGAGAAGUUUAUUCAUAGCAAACUUUUAGGGUGCUUCAGUAUUUUUUAUUGAACCUACAAAUAAAGCUGUAAAAUUUUGCUCUACUAUUCAACUUGAGAUUUAUGAGUAGGGGCAAACUGCUCCCAAAGGAGUCAGUGUGAGUAGAAAUAGAUUGUUCCUUUUUUGAUAUGAUCAUCAGUUUGUGGAAAAUCCUUGGGUGAAGUAUUGCAAAGAGCACCUCUUUAGUCUUCUGUACUAUCAACGGCAGUGCCAGCAGUAGGAGUGUUUCUGGGGAACAGUCUCUAUGCAUCCUGCUUUUCAACAGUGUUGCGUAUGUGUGCACAGAAGAAAUGUACAUAUAGACCAAAGAAAUUUAGAAAGAAGUAGGAAGGAGUAAACCAGAAAAUCAUCUGUUGCAUUACCAGGGGUGAGAGCGCUUAUCUUCAGCAGGAGCAAUGUGAGCCAGAAAAUAGUUUUGUUUCCUCACACUAUGCAAGUAUCAAAAUACAGAUGAUUUCUCAGGCCACAGAGUAUUAUUAUUAGUGGCUUUAUUCCGUAUGAAUGAUACUGAAAGAAGCUACAAGACCAUUUAUUUCUUUUGAAAGAUAUUUAUCCCAUCUCUUUACCCAGUUAGUGUUUUGUGCUGGUUCUUGAAAGUCUCUGGAAUCAUCAUUAUGCACAAAGGCCCUUUGUACUAGCCAAAAAUGUGCAGACUGUAAAGGCAAGACAUCAAGAGUAAAAAUGGCCCUUCCACUUCAGGGAGAAUAAAUACAAGAAUAAUGGCAUAGAGUAAGAGAUGGAAGGAAAGGCAAAUGACUACUAGUCUGUACAGAAAAUACCCUGCAUAUGAGAUCUGAAAUGGUACGCUGAUGUUGGGAUUAUAGAGAGAGAGAUUAUAUUAAUGGGAUAUAAUGAAUUAAAAAUUAUAAUCUCUGAAAGGCCAACUGCCAAGACUAUCAUUAAAAAUAAAGGCUUAAACGUUGCUGUUCAGUGGAGUAGAUGGCUGCCUUUGUUGGACUAUGUACCUUAUGCAAAUAAAGGUGUAAGAAGUAGAAUGUCUCAGAAAAGUUUGAGAAUUCUUGAAAUUCCAGAGUUCUAGAAUGCUGGUAAAUUUUUCAUUUUAUCCAACGAUGCAGUCUUGUUUUAAAAUAGCAAUGUACAUAUGAUACCAGCACCACAUCAGUAUCUGGGACAGAGAUUAAUUAGAGGUUCCACCUCCCCUCCUGUACAGUCAUGCAAGAGUCAUCACAAUCUGUCCUUUACGUCAGGUGUAUCCCACUCAUUUCAUUAGCAACCCUCUCUGGCUGUCCUAGACAUUCCGAGUCCUAUUAGCAUGAAAUGGGACUCUAAUUAAGAUGUAUCUGCAUGAGGAAGAUGUGAUAUUAAAAGUGGGUAGUUGGAAAAAUAGGGAUGGGGAUCAGAAUGUAUCAAGAGCUUUGCUAACCAUCACUGAACCAUUGCUAGACAUUCAAUCCACAGUAUUUGAGGAAAUAGGGAAAUUCAUUGAAUUUCUCCCAUCUUUAUGAGACAGGACCAAAAAGUUUUGUUGAACAUGCUUUACAGUAUUGUUCUGGGUCAUUACAUCAAUUGACAGGAGUCAAAACAGUUCUGACUAAGCCUUUGCAGAAGAACAAUGUUUCACUCCGUGAAGAGAGUGGCAUACAUUCAAAAUAUUUUGUAUAUGAACCUGUGCUUAUGUUCUUGCAUUGAGAGCGAUUUAAUGGGAAUGGAACACUUUUGAUGGCUGUUGUAUAUUUUUUGGGUAAUGAUGUAUUUCACAAAACUUGUAAAGAGAUUUGACCUGUAAAUGGUUCGCACAGCUCUGUAUAAUUGUGAAGAAUUGGAAGGUUGUGUACAUCAGUACAUAUCACAGCAUCAUUAUCCAGUUCCUAUAGAAACAAGAAUUUGUGUUCCAGCUAUAUAUUAUUAUUUUCAAGCUCUUUGCCUCCUAAUGAGCUAUUUAUCAUUUUUACCUCACUUCAACUUCUGUGCUCCCUUUUUUGUGGUAUGUUAAGAGACACUGAGGUUGGAACAGGUAAGUAGAAAAA
Gopherus evgoodei (Goodes thornscrub tortoise) is the source of this 4499-nucleotide messenger RNA. RefSeq names its product ceramide synthase 6 (gene CERS6). Gene Ontology annotation, biological process: ceramide biosynthetic process. Gene Ontology annotation, molecular function: sphingosine N-acyltransferase activity; DNA binding. Gene Ontology annotation, cellular component: membrane. The transcript is spliced from 11 exons. The record is from RefSeq and is a predicted model, not a curated record. The coding region runs from base 223 to 1410 and encodes 395 amino acids. Lineage: Eukaryota; Metazoa; Chordata; Testudines; Testudinidae.